AUGUCUGGCAAAGACGGCAUCAUCGCCACUGAAAAGGGCGAGGCUGUCCCCGAAUACGAAGGCACGUCCCAGGUCCUUCCCAAGGAGACUGGCGAUUCGUACUCUCAAGAGAGCUUCCUCACUCGCACUGGCCUCACCAUUGACUCUUUCAAGCCGAAGCAUUAUGGCGAGGGCAUUGUAGAACUGGAGAGACCGAUGAAGGCGCGCCACCUGCAUAUGAUUGCCAUCGGUGGCUCCAUCGGUGCUGGUUUUUUCGUCGGUUCCGGCGGUGCUCUGUACAAGGGUGGCCCCGGUAGUGUUCUCAUCGAUUUCCUCAUCAUUGGUGUCAUGAUGUUCAACGUCGUCUAUGCUCUGGGUGAGCUCGCCGUAAUGUAUCCCGUCUCUGGUGGUUUCUAUACCUACUCGACCCGCUUCAUCGAUCCUUCCUGGGGUUUCGCAAUGGGGUGGAAUUACGUCUUCCAGUGGGCCGUCGUAUUACCCCUCGAAUUAACAGUCUGCGGUAUCACCAUCCAGUACUGGGACGAAAAUACUUCGCUUGCUGUCUGGAUCGUCGUCUUCCUCGUCUUGAUCAUCAUCAUCAACGUCUUCGGCGCUCUUGGGUAUGCUGAGGAAGAGUUCUGGUCUUCCAUCUUCAAGCUCGGAGCCACCGUUGUCUUCAUGAUCAUUGCCCUCGUCCUUGUUCUUGGUGGUGGCCCAAGCAGCGGCGCAUACAGCGAGUAUCAGGGAGCCAAGCUUUGGUAUAACCCGGGUGCUUUUAAGAACGGCUUCAAAGGCUUUUGCUCUGUCUUCGUCACUGCUGCCUUUGCCUUCUCUGGCACUGAGUUGGUUGGUCUGGCCGCUGCGGAAUCUCACAACCCCGUCCGUGCUCUUCCCGGCGCUAUCAAGCAGGUCUUCUGGCGAAUCACCCUCUUCUAUAUCCUUGGUCUCUUCUUCGUCGGCCUUUUGAUCAACUCGAAUGACGAUGCGCUCUUGUCCAGCUCCGCCUAUGCUGAUGCCAAGGCUUCACCUUUUGUUCUUGUUGGAAAGUAUGCCGGCCUUAAGGGAUUUGACCAUUUCAUGAACGUCGUGAUUCUGGUGUCCGUCCUUUCGAUUGGUGUUUCUGGCGUUUACGGUGGCUCUCGCACGCUCACGGCUCUUGCUCAGCAGGGAUACGCCCCUAAAAUUUUCAGCUAUAUCGACAGGUCCGGUCGUCCGCUCUUCUCGGUUCUCGUCAUCAUUGCUUUUGGAUUCCUUGCUUUUAUUAGCUUGGCUUCUUCUGGUCCUGUUGUCUUUGACUGGCUGCUCGCUCUUUCUGGCCUCGCCGCUCUAUUCACCUGGGGCUCCAUCUGCCUUGCCCAUAUUCGAUUCCGUGCCGCUUGGAAGUACCACGGCCACACUCUGGAUGAGAUUCCCUUCAAGGCUGCUGGUGGCGUUGCUGGCUCAUGGCUCGGCCUCUUCUUGAUUCUCAUCGUCCUCAUGGCCCAGUUCUAUACUGCCAUCGUCGCCCCUCCUGGUCAGUCUGGUAUGGGCACUGUCGAGGGCUUCUUCAAGCAAUACCUUGCGCUUCCUGUCGUUCUCUUCUUCUGGGCCUGCGGUUUCCUGUGGAAGCGUACUGGCUGGCUCUCCAUUGCCCAAAUGGAUGUCGACACCGGGCGCCGUGAGCUUGACUGGGAAGAGAUCAACGCUUUCCGGGCACAGGUUGCUGCAUACCCUGCUUGGAGACGUGUCCUUCAUGCCUUUUUCUAA
Messenger RNA from Cordyceps militaris CM01, 1725 nucleotides. Its product is annotated as amino-acid permease inda1. Lineage: Eukaryota; Fungi; Ascomycota; Sordariomycetes; Hypocreales; Cordycipitaceae. Gene Ontology annotation, biological process: amino acid transmembrane transport. Bases 1 to 1725 code for a protein of 574 amino acids. The transcript is spliced from 3 exons. Gene Ontology annotation, cellular component: membrane. The record is from RefSeq and is a predicted model, not a curated record. Gene Ontology annotation, molecular function: amino acid transmembrane transporter activity.